AAGCUACAUCCUCUUCUCCAGGAUUUUCUCAAAACCGAGUACAACCCCAAUGGUAUCGAUAUCUCCCUCGAAUUCCGGCCCAAUAGCCGAGGAAGUAUCAUCCCCUGCCGCUAAAAAGAUCAAACUCUCCGACGCUAGAGACGGUCUUGCUGGCGUCACCGACAUCAAACCAGAGUAGUUACUUACCUUCCACCCCUCCUCCAAAUCACUGAGUAAAAUAAUACCAACAAUAACAUUCUCCCCGCGUGCAGGUACCUCCUUCCUAAAACUCAGAAAUCCGUCUCUACAUCCGCAGAUGACGACGCAGCCGAGGCGGGGAAUGGUCCCGGAGGGAAAAAACGUAAGCGUGAGCGUGGACAGAAUAAAUCGAGGAAAUUCCAUUUUGCGAACGAUGAAGUUAAGCUGUGUAACAGCCUUGUUAUGGUUCCGCGGGAGAGUCUGUUUGAAGGGACUGUCUGCGAAUUCGCGUUGAAUGCUGGGCUGAAAGGUCGGAAGACGAGUCGGCGGGGAAAGAAUGGGAAUUGGGGGAAGAAGAAGGGGGAAGAAGAAGCCGAGGUGGGGAGGGGGACAGAGGAGGAUGAAAUUGCGGAGGGGAAGGAAGAGGAGGAUGAAAUUGCGGAGGGGAAGGAAGAGGAGGAAUCGGUGCAGCCGGAUGGGUUGUCGAAAAAGUGCGCCUUCUCACAUGAUCUACGGGACUAUUUGAAGAGCAAGAGGGAUGAUUUCAAAGGUAUUUGUCCGGUUUGGGAACUGAGGGGAUAUUGUGGAAGUGGAUGGAGAUGUAGAUGGAUUGGGUCGCAUUCUCAGGAAGAUGAGAAUGGUGAAUUAUAUAUGGUUGUUGACGAGGCAAAGAAGAAGGCGUAUGGGGAGAAGGCUGCAGGGGAUCGGAAGACAAAGCUUGCCAAUUCAAAGGUUAUUAUGGGGUCCGGAGAUGAUAGACCGCAGCAGUGGGAGCAGGAGGUCACUGUCGGGAGUUUUGAUGACCCAUAUGGAGAGAUUGUUAAUUCUGUCCCGAUGAGCCUGAAGAUCCGGCUGAGGAAGAAUCAAUUUCCGGCCAAGAAGAGCGAGGUUUAUACUGAGUGGGAAUCGAAGGAGAAGACCGCGCGGGACGGUUUGGGCACCGAGGACAAGGGCGAUACUAGAGCUUCUUUUGUGAAUGCACCUGUGAAUGCAGCAGAGAAGAGGAGAAUAUACAUUGGAAAGGAAACACCGUUGUUGGCUCCUUUAACGUAGGUCAGGUCCUUGCUUGAGUACGAUUACGAUUAACGUCGGUGUGUUUCUAGAACAACGGGAAAUCUCCCCUUCCGCCGCCUAUGCUCUAAUCUCGGUGCUGCCCUCACCUACUCUGAAAUGGCCAUGUCCGUUCCCCUCCUCCAAGGCCACAAGCCAGAGUGGGCUUUAUUAAGGGCCCAUGUCUCUGAAAUUCCGAAUUUUGGUGCUCAGAUAUGUGGCACUAAAAUUGGAACGGCGGUUCGAGCGACAGAAGUCCUGACAACUUUGUUCCCAUCGGCUGCCUCCUCUCGUCAUGGGCUGUCUCUUGUUGACUUGAACUGCGGAUGCCCAAUUGACCUCGUAUGCCGUCAAGGUGGAGGUAGCGCACUUCUAGACCAACCAUCCAAGUUAAUUAAGAUGCUCAAGGGAAUGAAUUAUGUCUCUGGAGAAACACCAAUAACGUGCAAGAUUAGGUUAGGAACUCGAGAUUCCUCUCCCGUUGCCAAGAAGCUUGCCCAGAGGAUCUACGAUGCUGGGGAUGUUCAGGCGAUUACUCUUCAUGGCAGAAGUCGCCAGCAACGAUACUCCCGGGAUGCCGACUGGGCCUAUAUUGCCGAGACUGCGGCGUUGAUCAAAGAUCUUAAGCAGAAGUCUGACGCAACUGCCGACACGGCGAUUGAUAAGGAAGCUAGAGAUAAACCGAAUGUCUUCUUUGUGGGGAAUGGCGAUUGCUACUCUCAUGUGGACUACUACAACUCCAUAGAUCAAGGCAACGUCGAUGGAGUAAUGCUCGCAAGAGGAGCUUUAAUAAAACCCUGGCUCUUCGAGGAGAUCCAAAAGGGCCAGUAUUUGGAUAAGUCUGCCACCGAGCGUCUAGACUACGUUCGUGAAUACGUUCGGUACGGUCUUGAAUGCUGGGGCAGCGACGAACUCGGUGUUGCUACCACCCGUAGAUUCCUCCUUGAAUGGCUCAGCUUUGGGUGCAGAUAUGUGCCCACUGGGAUCCUCGAGAGAUUGCCUCCUCGGAUUCAGGACAGACCUCCUCCAUGGAAGGGAAGGAAUGAAUUGGAGUGCUUGCUUGGCAGCUCGGAUUAUAGGGACUGGAUUAAGAUCUCAGAAAUGUUUCUAGGGCCCUGCCCGAGCGACUUUCACUUCACGCCGAAGCAUAAGGUUUGCAGGGCACUGUUAACCUUGGUUGGGGACGAAAGGCUAACGGGUGGAUUAGAGUAA
This is a messenger RNA of Tuber aestivum (summer truffle), 2439 nucleotides long. The record is from the annotation of a GenBank genome assembly. NCBI's taxonomy places the organism in Eukaryota, Fungi, Ascomycota, Pezizomycetes, Pezizales, Tuberaceae.